UCCUGCUCAGGACCCAGGUGAGCCUGGAGGCAGAUAAUUCAAGGUCCUGAAAUUGGAGCGGAUGUGGAGCUCAGAUCAGGCUGUGUUGUGUGGAAAGAGAGAGGAUCAUCCUUGCUUGGAUGUUUUGUGCUUCCUAAAGGCCCGUCCUCAGAGGAGAGUUCCCCGGCUCUCUGCUCAGAAGGAUGCGGAACAGAAGCACCGUGUCAGACUGAAUGCCAAGCGGUGUGCCACUUCUGUCAUCGCGAAUGAAAUCCCACCCUUUAAAAAAUGGAAGUUUAGCAGCAAAAGGAAGCCGGUGGAAGACAGACGUGCUCAUCAAGUUGCUCCAGAGAGAGCCAAGGUCAGACACAUGGGGCUGUGUACGCCUUCUGUCAGGCACACGGUGCCGUGUACGCCUUCUGUCAGGCACACGGUGUUGGAAAGCACCGAGCAGCAAGAAUUGGAAAAGCGAAUGAAAAUGCAGCAGGGAGUUGUGGAGAUGCCAAAGAAUGAAGAAUUCAAGAAAUUUGCUCUUGCAGGAGCAGGCCUACCUGUGAAGAAGUCAGCCAGCCAGGUAACCAAGUCUGUUGACUUCCACUUCUGCACCGAUGAGAGAAUCAUACCACACAAGAGCCAGGAGUACAAGGAAGUGAACUUCACAUCUGAACUGCAGAAGCAUCCUCCCUCUCCUGCCCGAGUGGCUAAGGGAUGCACCGUUAUUAAGCCUUUCAACCUGUCCCAAGGAAAGAGAACAACAUUCGAAGAAACAACUUCUACGUAUGUGCCCCUUGCACAGCAGAUCGAAGCCUUCCAUAAACGAACCCCGAACAGAUACCACUUGAGGAGCAAGAAGGAUGGAAUGAACCUGUUACUGUCCAAACCGUCAGCGGUCAGGGUCUGCAGAAACCCACAGACUCCUGUUCUGCCAACCAAACAGUGCACGAGGCCGGUGACCGGCACAAGUGCAGCAGACCAGGAGGCUGAGCUGCUAGAGAAAACGCAACGACACAAAUUCAAAGCCCAGGAGCUUGAUCCCAGAGUUCUUGAAGAUGGGCCCGUCUUGCCCAAGAAACCACCUGCGAAGCCACCCACUCAACCCAUCGGGUUUGAUUUGGAAAUCGAGGAAAGAAUUCAGGAGCGAGAGCCGAAGAAGAGAUCGGAGGAAGAGCACUUUGAGUUUCAUUCCACACCCUUACCCACCAAGAUCCUGGAAGGUGGUGUGGGGGUGCCUGAGAAGAAAGGCGUGAGCCUGCCAGAGAAGAAGGUGAAAACAGUGACCCAGAUGGAGCCCUUCGGUUGGGAGACUGACAGAAGUGGGGCUCUGAAGAUGCCGACUUGGCAGCACCAGCUGGAGGAAGAACUGGAACAGCCGAAGGAAGCCGCUUGCUUCAAGGCUCGACCAAACACCACCGUCUCCCAGGAGCCCUUGAUUCCCAAGAAAGAGAAGAAAAACACAGCCGUCUGGAAAUCUUUGCGGCUGGCCGCAGAGAAGAGAGCCCAGGCGCGCCAGGAGCUGGAAAGGAGAAUGGCUGAGCUCCAAGCCCAGAAAGCCCGGCGCUUGGAGGAGUCGCGGCAGCAGGCGGAGGAGCGGCAGCAGGCGGAGCUGGCCCAGCUGCGGAAGGAGCUGGUCCACAAGGCCAACCCAAUACGUAAGUAUCAGGCUGUGGCGGUCAAGUCAAGUGACCAGCCUCUGACCGCGCCCGUGUCUCCCAAGUUCUCCGCCCGAUGCCACUGCUGAGCUCGGGGAGUGAGGUGCCUCCUGGGACCGGGAGCUGCUCUGCAUUUCCGCCAAGAGCCUUCUUCACUGCCACGGGCACGGGCGUGGCAGACAUUGUUACCUCCUCUGGCCUGACAGUGCUCACCUAUCUAGGACCGACUGUGUCUUGGUUUCCUUAAAGCCUGCAUUGGCUCUAAUAGAAUUUGCAUUCUCUGACUAGAAUUUAGUCACAAUAUAAUCUACUGUCCCUUUUAAAAAAAUCCGGUUUGUUGUGGAAAUAAAGAUAGUUAAGUGCCCCCCAAAAAUCAUUCCCACUUCAUUUCCUUUCUAUUUUUUGUUUCCAUUGGGUUUACCAGUUUGCGAAGAAUAGGAGCAUCGGAUGCCUAGAGAUGAAAUAACAUGCG
This is a messenger RNA of Echinops telfairi (small Madagascar hedgehog), 2100 nucleotides long. RefSeq names its product targeting protein for Xklp2-like. NCBI's taxonomy places the organism in Eukaryota, Metazoa, Chordata, Mammalia, Afrosoricida, Tenrecidae. Gene Ontology annotation, cellular component: spindle; microtubule. The record is from RefSeq and is a predicted model, not a curated record. Gene Ontology annotation, biological process: regulation of mitotic spindle organization; activation of protein kinase activity.